GAGCGAGUGGCUUACUCCCCUCACAUCCCUUAAAGUACUGGAGAUCAUGGGCCGCGCUGGAGGAUUGGGAGACGAGGAGGAUCUUGUGCUUCCGCUCCCUCCCUCCCUGCUCCAUCCCUCUAUCUGGAAUAUGGGGAAAGUGGAAAGAUUGUCCAGCAGUCUCCCUCCCUCUCUCCGAUUCUUAUGGAUCUCCGAUUGCCCGAAGCUGAGGGAGUUGCCCCAAUAUGGCCUCCCUCCCUCCCUCGAAGACCUCCGGAUCAUCAAUUGCCCCAUUCUACAGGAGCGAUGCAAGAAAGGGACCGGCUGCUAUUGGCACCUCAUCCGCGAAAUCCCAGAAGUUAAGAUAUGGAGAGCCUUCCCUCUCGUCGACAAGGACAGGGUACGAAGAAGGAUUACGUGAGUUCGUGGAAGCACAAUCUGUGUACGUUCCGUUUAUGGCCUGAUUGGACGGAGAUGGACUCGUCGGCCCUCCUGUUCAACCAGCUCAAGGCAGCGGAACUGUUCUUUCUGUUAGCUGGACUGAAUGUGAUUGAAUCGGAGGAGCAUGUUUUGCACAUGGUGAAGCACAUAAAAAGCGUUGCUGCAAAGUAUGUUCUUGGGCCGAAAUGGGGACUUAAGAGAGAACGAUUUAGUUUUCAUCAUUUGACUUCACCUGACUGA
Molecule: messenger RNA, 660 nt
Organism: Eucalyptus grandis
Lineage: Eukaryota; Viridiplantae; Streptophyta; Magnoliopsida; Myrtales; Myrtaceae
Exons: 4
Coding region: 346-660 (104 amino acids)
Source: RefSeq, a predicted model, not a curated record